Messenger RNA from Danio rerio (zebrafish), 2782 nucleotides. RefSeq names its product regulatory factor X, 3 (influences HLA class II expression) (gene rfx3). The record is from RefSeq and is marked provisional. NCBI's taxonomy places the organism in Eukaryota, Metazoa, Chordata, Actinopteri, Cypriniformes, Danionidae. Gene Ontology annotation, biological process: regulation of DNA-templated transcription; DNA-templated transcription; animal gross anatomical part developmental process. Gene Ontology annotation, cellular component: nucleus; extracellular region. Gene Ontology annotation, molecular function: DNA-binding transcription factor activity; DNA binding.
UUUUUCCGCAGCGUCAAGUUGGUGUACGCGGCGAGCUUUAUAGCAACCGUUGCCCUGAGCUGCAGCGCCAUAGUCACCGUAGUCCUGGCGACUGUAACCCACCAACAAUAACAACAACAACCUCCUCCUGUCCGCUCCAUCCUUACCACCACCUUCCGACCAUCCUCAUCCUCAUCCUCACACCGAUCCAGGCGCCAUGCAGACCCCAGAGGCAGGCGCUGACUCCACCGUGUCCACCGUGCCCCUCCAGACCAGCGUGCCUGUGCAGCCUGCGGUCAGUGGCCAGCAGGUGGCGUCUCAGGUGCCCGUCCAGCAGCAGGCGCAGACUGUUCAACAGGUCCAGCAUGUGUAUCAAGCACAGGUUCAGUAUGUGCAGGAGGAAAACAACAGCGUUUACACCAACGGAACCAUACGGGCGUACUCGUACUCGGAGCCACAGCUCUACAACCAGAACAGCAGCGGGAACUACUUCGACACGCAGGGCGGCGGAGGCAGCGCGGCACAGGUCAGCACCGUAGUGUCCACUCACAGCAUGGCCAACAACGGCAACGGCACCGGCGCUCUGGCUAUGGGGCUCACCGGAGGCCAGAUCAUCAGCAGCUCAGGAGCUUAUCUGAUUGGAGGAAACUCCAUGGAUGGCUCCGCCCCUCACGGCGCCGCACAGACCACCAGAGCCUCCCCUGCUACGAUUGAAAUGGCGAUUGAGACGCUCCAAAAGUCUGAAGGUUUAUCCAGUCAGAGAAGUUCGCUGCUCAACAGCCAUCUGCAGUGGCUGCUGGAUAAUUACGAGACAGCAGAGGGCGUGAGUCUGCCGCGCUCCACCCUCUACAAUCACUACCUGCGCCACUGUCAGGAGCAGAAGCUGGACCCUGUCAAUGCUGCGUCCUUCGGGAAGCUCAUCCGCUCCAUCUUCAUGGGGCUGCGCACACGCCGCCUGGGGACACGAGGGAACUCAAAGUAUCAUUAUUACGGGAUUCGUGUGAAGCCGGACUCUCCUCUGAACCGCUUGCAGGAGGACAUGCAGUACAUGGCACUGAGACAGCAGCCCGUCCAGCAGAAGCAGAGAUUUAAGCCUGUGCAGAAGAUGGACGGAGUUUCGGGAGAUAACUUCAGCAGCGCUGGACAGCACACACCCAAUGCUGCAGAGCAGACCUUCAUCGCUCAGAGCCAACAUCAUCAGCAGUUCCUGGAUGGCUCCAGAGCUCUGCCGGAGUUUGUUGAACUGGAUCUUGGAGAGGCAGUGGACGGCGUCGGCCCAGAGGAUGUCAAAGCCCUUCAGACGCUCUACAGAGAACACUGCGAGGCCAUCCUGGAUGUAGUGGUGAACCUGCAGUUCAAUCUGAUCGAGAACCUGUGGCAGACGUUCUGGCGCUAUUCUGCCUCCAGCUCUGUAGAGGGCGUCACAAUCACAGAAAACAGUGGUUUGAGUGAGAUCGAGGGCCGUCUGCCGCGGGCCAGGCUGAUUCUGCUGUGCCGACAUGAGGCCGUGCACAAGUGGAUGAACACCUGCGAUCACCUGAUGUACCAGGCCCUCGUGGAGAUCCUCAUCCCGGACGUCCUGAGACCCAUUCCUAGUGCCUUGACUCAAGCCAUCCGUAACUUUGCCAAAAGCCUUGAGGGCUGGCUCACCAAUGCCAUGAGCAGCAUUCCCCCGAGGAUGAUCAAUACCAAGGUUUCCGCUGUUAGUGCCUUCGCUCAGACCCUCCGCAGAUACACGUCCCUGAAUCAUCUGGCGCAGGCGGCUCGCGCAGUCCUGCAGAACACCUCGCAGAUCAACCAGAUGCUCAGCGAUCUCAACCGGGUCGACUUCGCCAAUGUGCAGGAGCAGGCCUCAUGGGUGUGCCAGUGUGAAGAGGGUGUCGUCCAGCGCCUCGAGCAGGAUUUUAAGGCCACCCUGCAGCAGCAGAGCUCACUGGAGCAGUGGGCCGCCUGGCUGGAUAACGUGGUCACCCAGAUACUGAAGCCGUACGAGGACAAGCCCACCCUGCCCAAAGCUGCACGCCAGUUCCUGCUCAAGUGGUCCUUCUACAGCUCUAUGGUCAUCAGAGAUCUGACCCUCCGCAGCGCUGCCAGCUUCGGCUCGUUCCACCUGAUCCGGCUGCUGUACGACGAGUACAUGUUCUACCUGGUGGAGCAUCGCGUCGCCCAGGCAACAGGAGAGACGGCCAUCGGAGUCAUGGGCGAGUUUCAGGACCUGAACACCAUGUCACCUGCCAACAUCGACAAAGAUGAGGUGAGCGAGAUGGACAGCGAUCUGGACGAGGAGAUGGAGGAGGCGGACGAGCCACUGGCCAAGCGGGAGAAGGUGGAGGCGGACGUGAUCCAGGUGCUGCAGGUAGGGGCGAUGGAGGAUGGCAGCAGCGCGGUGGUGGGCAUCGUCCAGCCGAGCAUGAUCAACUCUCUGCCCCCGACCACCAACAAUCACAGCGAACACAUCCUCAGCACCGGAACCAGCACUAUCCGCCAUGUGGGAAACACCUACGCCUCCGUCUAAACAUCUGCAGCACCACUACCAUCUCCACCAACCCGCAACACAUCCCUUUUCAUCACAGAAUCUACACGUGAUGCUUCGUCCAAUGGUGGGAUCAUCUGCAAACUCCCACAUUGCUGAUUGUAGAAGUGGAACGCCCUGAUGCUAACACACACACACACACACACACACACACACACACACACACACACACACACACACACACACACUGAAUCCACGCCACCGGAUCUAUCAGGGAAAUGUUGAUGAUUCUGGAAAAAAAUAAACUACCAUUUGCCUAGUGGAUAUAUA